Messenger RNA from Rhizopus microsporus ATCC 52813, 1362 nucleotides. RefSeq names its product amino acid transporter. Gene Ontology annotation, biological process: transmembrane transport; amino acid transport. The record is from RefSeq and is a predicted model, not a curated record. Gene Ontology annotation, cellular component: membrane. The annotation marks the transcript as partial. The transcript is spliced from 9 exons. NCBI's taxonomy places the organism in Eukaryota, Fungi, Mucoromycota, Mucoromycetes, Mucorales, Rhizopodaceae. Gene Ontology annotation, molecular function: transmembrane transporter activity.
GGUUUAGCAUUUUCUAACAUCGGCAUACUAUCAAAUACCUCUGCAACCUUCCAAACAGUACUACAAAGAGGCGGACCAGUGAUCAUGCUGUUAUGUUGGAAUAUUGCCGCAGGCUUUAUGAUCUGUGUAGCUUUAUCUCUAGCAGAGACAUGCUCUAUGUAUCCAGAAAGCGGCGGUCUUUACUACUGGGUAUUCGAACUUUGUGACAGCGCGUUCGUUACUGGAUGGAGUUAUUAUUUUGGAAAUAUCAUUGCAACAAGUGCCAAUAAUGUGACAGUUGCUCUUUCUAUUGGCUCAAUUUUAAAUCUACUGAUUGGAGUCCACUUGGACAAAGUGCUCAUAAUGAUGAUAGCACUUGUGGUCACCGGCCUUCAUGCCUAUCUGAAUAUACGGAGUCUUCAUUGUUUGAGUAUACUUAAUCAAUGGAACGUGUUCUGGUCUAUUGCUGGCUUGACCAUAAUCAUUGCCGCCUUGUCCAUCUUUGCACCUCAUCAAAAUUCUACGUGGGUCUUUACACAUUAUGAAAAUGGAACUGGCUUCGAUAAUACCUUCUAUGUAUUUGUACUUGCAAUGAUAGGACCUGCUUAUUCCUUAUUCGGUUGCGAGUGUGCUGCAUCAGUCAAUGAAGAGACACAGGAUGCCGAUAUUUCUUCUCCCAUAGCCAUUGUUGGUUCUAUUGCAACUGCAUGGGCUGUUGGUCUUGUGUUCUUGAUAGUCCUCUUAUUUUCUAUCCAGAAUAUGGAUUCCAUCUUGAAUACCUCUUUUGAUAUGCCUGUUGCACAGUUGUUUCAGGACGCAAUUGGAACAUGGGGAACACUAGGCUUUCUCAUGAUGGUUGUUAUUUGUCAAUUCUGUACAGGUGCAACAACCAUGACAGUAGCGUCAAGACAGGUGUAUGCAUUAGCCAGAGAUAAUGCAGCACCCAUGAGUUCAUACCUAAAAUAUAUCAACACUUACAGAUUACCAGAAAAUGCUGUGACACUGACGUUUAUCUUGAUAUGCCUAAUCACGUUACCAUUUCCUCUUUCAGCGCAUUUGUUUGAAACUAUCGUCAGUGCCACUACUAUCACUAUCCAUUUUAGCUAUGCCAUGGUUUUAGGUUGUCGAUUACUAGACAGUGGAAAGAAAAAAGGACGAUUUCAUCUUGGAAAAUGGAGUUAUUUUAUAAACAUUCUGGCUUUUACUUGGACUGCUUUUGCAGUUUGUGCAUUUAUGUUGCCAACAUCUUGGCCAAUCACAUGGGACAAUGCAAAUUAUUCUGGAGUGGCGUUCGCCAUGGUUACCAUUCUAACGGCUCUCUUUUGGUUCACUUGGGGAAGAUGCUAUUACCAUGGUCCGCUAGAAACGAACGAUGAUAUAUAG